Messenger RNA from Mangifera indica (mango), 1972 nucleotides. RefSeq lists its product as uncharacterized. Bases 150 to 1706 code for a protein of 518 amino acids. Lineage: Eukaryota; Viridiplantae; Streptophyta; Magnoliopsida; Sapindales; Anacardiaceae. The transcript has 14 exons. The record is from RefSeq and is a predicted model, not a curated record.
GGUGGAAGGUCGCUUGGCCAAACCUUUGGAAAUGAAUUUACUCAUCGAAUGAAAGCCUCCUAAUUGGGCAUGGACGUUUCUUCUCCGACUUGAGAAAGGUCAACCUCAUACACAGUUUCUCCGAUUAUCAAUUGAUUCAAAUUAUAACCAUGAUCUGUAUAAACAAAUCACGCUUAGAUGCGAUGGUCUCCAUGUUCGUUACGGUGCAUCCGCACGAGACCUCCGCUCUUCUCCACUCUUCCUCCUGCUUCUUCUUUAUUUUGAGCGCAUACUUUGUUGUGUUACCGUUGCGUGAUGAAGGAGCGAUCUCUCUCGGUUUGUCAAAUUUGCCUGGUCUCUUUGUCGGAUCGUUAUUUCUCACUUUAAUAGCUGCACCUGUUUCAACUCUGAUAUUUUCGUCGCAUAAUCUCUCUAAAUGCAAGGCUUUGGUUUUGAUACACAGGUUUUUUAGUGUAUCCCUUGUCGUAUUCUACAUUCUAUGGCAGUCUUCCUCGGCAGGGUAUUUAUGGUCUAACAUGGAGGGUAAAUUGAAAGAGGAUCUAGAGGGUGACUUUAAUCACACUAGCCCAGGGAGUGCUGUAGAUUGGAGUAAUCGUGGUUGGUUUUAUGUUUCAGUGAGAAUUGGAUUUUUCCUUUGGGUGGCUUUGCUUAAUUUGAUUACUAUUUCUUCAACUUGGGCUAGAGUGAUUGAUGUGAUGGACAGUGAGUCAGGCUCAAGAUUAUUUGGGUUCGUUGGUGCUGGUGCUACAUUUGGCCAGCUUUUUGGUUCAUUGUUUGCCACAGCUAUGGCUUUUUUAGGUCCAUCCAGGGGCUGGUUCAUUGUAGUUCUCCUCCUGUUCGCUGCACUGUUGAUGGAACUUGCAGCACAGUCAUCAAAAGGAAUCAAUAAGGAUAUAUCUCAGCGUUCUGAAGAGUCAACUCCCAUAAGAGAAGCUGAUUCUGAUCAACAAAAUGAGACUGAUGUGCAGACUGCACCUGCAGCCAAGGCAUAUUCUCCUAAGUUAUCUACUUUAGCAGUGAAGCCUCGUGUUGGGGCUAUCCUAGAUGGACUCUGGCUUAUACUCUCCUCAACGUAUCUGUUGUAUGUGUCUUUAUUUCUGUGGCUGAGUGCAGUUGUCUCCUCAUUCUUCUAUUUUCAGAAAGUGACUGUUAUUGCCAUGACUGUUGCAAGCUCUGUCGGUAGAAGAAGAUUGUUUGCCCAGAUAAAUAGCUUUACUGCUAUUUUUAUUCUUACUGGACAACUAACUUUAACGGGACGUAUCCUUUCUAUUGCUGGGGUUACUGUGGCUAUUUGUGCUGCUCCAUUUGUUGCUUUUUUAAAUAUGAUUGCUAUUGCAAUAUGGCCAACUUGGGUGGCAGUUGCUGCUUCGGAGACCGUACGAAAGGUGGUUACGUAUGUCGUGACCAGGCCUGGAAGAGAACUUCUAUUUACUGUGGUCUCCCAAGAGGAGAAAUACAAGGCUAAGGUAUGCAUAGAUGUAAUUGUCCAACGACUUGGAGAUGCAUCCGCAGCAGGAAUGUAUGGACUACUGUUUGGCACUCUCCAAGGGAGAACAUCAAGCGUGUCCCUCUACGCCCUUCCUACUUGCUUGUUCUCACCGGCAUCAGGUGUGUAUAUUGUGGAUAGCAACAGCAUUCCAUUUAGGACGCCGCCAAGUUCAACUAGCAAGGCUUUCAGCUUCCUCCCCUUCCUGAGAUUUUUCUGAAAGGAUGGUUCAAUUGAGAUGAGAAGUAGUCUAUUCCAAAAUGAGAAACUGUUGACAUUGAUCGAGAUGAGAAACUGAUGAUGUCGAUCAAGAGGAGAAGACAAGAAGCGUCGAACUCUCAUUCAACCCUCAGCUUUCUCACUUAUUACAAUUCCUCUCCCACUUGUCAUUUAGUCCUCAGUUUUGAUUUACCAUGUUUUUCUUUUUUAUCUUCACACAUUUGAUUUAAUUUAAAAUAUAUACAAUAAUAUCUUAAUAUUCUUUUA